GAAGAAGCUGGCUGUUAGAAGUUGCCCCGUAGGAGGGACCACCAAGCCCCUCUCCCUCAUCAAGCCCCCUCCUCCUCCUCCUCCUCUCUCCAUCUCCGUUCUACCGGCCAACCCGGUCGCCAAGACAGCUCCCGUUGCCAUGGUGACCGCACACAUGACCGGCGGACAAAAGGUGUUGUCGGGAACGGCAGCUCCAGGGAGCUCCUCCUCCUCUCCUCUACAGACAUCCUCCAUCAACCUCCUGACCAAUAGAGGGUCGGGAGGGGCGGUGCUACAGCCUUACAGAAGGAGAGAGAUGCUUGGAAACCUAACAGUAGUGCCCAUCAAGGUUCCUCAGGUCAGCUCUCUACACCGGCUGUCUGGACAGACCUCCACUGUUCUACCUCAGGUUCAGCCAAAGAGUGUGAUCCCAGCCAGCCUCCUCCUCAGCCACAGCCCUGUGUCUCUCCUCAAUGAGCAGCCAGCCAGCCUCCUCCUCAGCCACAGCCUCCAGAGAGCUACCGCUGUAGUCAGCCCUAAGAGCCACGCCCACAGCUUUAACCAAACCCACAGCUCUAGCCACACCCUCACCCAGAGCCACACCCUCACCCAGAGCCACACCCUCACCCAGAGCCACACCCUCGGCCCGGCCCUGCCUACAGCCAACAGCACGUUCAGCCCAGAACGCCUCUCCAUAGGUCAGGAAGACACAGCCACCUGCAUAACCUCCUCACCCCCUCCCCUGGCCCAGACCCUGGCCCCUCCCCUGGCCUCUCCCCUGGCCCAGACCCUGGCCUCUCCCCUGGCCCAGACCCUGGCCUCUCCCCUGGCCCAGACCCUGGCCUCUCCCCUGGCCUCUCCCCUGGCCCAGACCCUGGCCUCUCCCCUGGCCCAGACCCUGGCCUCUCCCCUGGCCCAGACCCUGGCCUCUCCCCUGGCCUCUCCCCUGGCCCAGACCCUGGCCUCUCCCCUGGCCCAGACCCUGGCCUCUCCCUUGGCCUCUCCCCUGGCCCAGACCCUGGCCUCUCCCCUGGCCCAGACCCAGUCUCUCUCCCUGGCCCAGACCCUGGCCUCUCCCCUGGCCCAGACCCUGGCCUCUCCCCUGGCCCAGACCCUGGCCUCUCCCCUGGCCCAGACCCAGUCUCUCUCCCUGGCCCAGACCCAGUCUCUCUCCCUGGCCCAGACCCAGUCUCUCUCCCUGGCCCAGACCCAGUCUCUCUCCCUGGCCCAGACCCUGGCCUCUCCCCUGGCCCAGACCCAGUCUCUCUCCCCGGCCCAGACCCAGUCUCUCUCCCCGGCCCAGACCCAGUCUCUCUCCCCGGCCCAGACCCAGUCUCUCUCCCUGGCCCUAGCCUGGCCUGGAGGCCUCUCCACCAUCUCUCCCACCUCUACCAGCAGCAACAGCAGCAGCCCAACAGCCACGUCAGCCUCAGUAGCCCCCGGUGUGACCUUCUCCAUCAUCUCUGCCUCGCCGCCCGCCGAUACCGGGAAUAACAGGGUGUGGACCAUCAGUGAGGCAGUCAAGGUCCGGCCACUGAUCUUCAGCACUGACAAUAAGUUGAAAAUAAUCCAGUCGGAGGCUGAGACCCCCAGCUCCUCCCAGGACUCCCCAGGAGGACCCCAGGGGGCCGACAGCCCCUCACAGGAUGACCCCUCCACCUCUCCCUCCUCUACACCAGCCAAGCAGAAGCAGAAGGAUGAGGACCCAGAGAAAAUGUCCUUCAUGGUGGCUCUUGGCCUGGUCACUACAGAGACCCUGGAAGAGAUCCAGAUCAAGAGACAGGAGAGGAAGAGACGAAGCACAGCCAACCCAGCCUACAGCGGCCUGGUCCAACCAGAGCGUAAACGCCUUGCAUCAAAUUACCUGGACAACCCACUCUUCCUAUCUGUGAGAGCCACUGGGGACUACAGAUGGAAGGAAGAGCUGGAGCAUGACGACCACUGCUCUGUGUGUAAGGAGGAAGGAGAGCUGCAGCUGUGCCAUAACUGCCCCAGAGCCUACCACCCUGACUGCCUGCACCCACCUCUCAGAACACCGCCCCGGGGGGUGUGGGUCUGCACCAAGUGUCAGAAGAAGGUUCUAAACAAAGGGAAUAUGUCGUGGCCACAGAACUUCGUCCAGUCCUAUGUUACACACAAGACGGUGAGAGAGGGGGAGAAGAGGAGUUUGCUCAGGAGGAAUGUAGAGCUGAAGAAGGAGUGUGCUCACCUGGAGGAGCAGGACCAACAACUCAGCAAGUCCCUCACGAAGGUGAUGGACGCGCGGGAGCGUCUGAUUGGUCGACAGAGGGACACCCAGUCCUCCCUGGAGCGUCUCAAGGCUGUGAUUCGUCUGAUCCAAAGAGACCAGAUGAUCCAGGUUACCAUGACAGCCACCGCCACCACCACCGGAGUGUCCCUGCUCUCCCUGCCCUGGAUCAAACCCUCCGGCACCGCCGCUGCCACACACACAGUGCCCCCUGCUGGACCGUCUAUGCUACUGCAGCAGAAGACUCUGGUCAUGCCGCAGUCUCAGACACAGAGCCAGGCCCAGAGCAACGUCUGAGCUCUAGUAGUACCACCCCAGCCCACCUGGGGGCGCAGUUCAAGGAUGCGCCCCAAAUGGCACUCUAUUCCCUAUAUAGCGUAGAACUUUUAAUAAAGGACCCAUAGGAGGAAGUUUCAAAGGCAUGUCAAUUUGAUAUCAGAGCCCUGGUCUAAAGUAGUGCACUAUAUAGGGAAUAGGGCUCUGGUCUAUAGUAGUGCACUAUAUAGGGAAUAGGGCCCUGGUCUAAAGUAGUGUCCUAUAUAGGGAAUAGGGCUCUG
Molecule: messenger RNA, 2784 nt
Organism: Salmo salar (Atlantic salmon)
Lineage: Eukaryota; Metazoa; Chordata; Actinopteri; Salmoniformes; Salmonidae
Source: RefSeq, a predicted model, not a curated record